Messenger RNA from Klebsormidium nitens, 1160 nucleotides. The record is from the annotation of a GenBank genome assembly. NCBI's taxonomy places the organism in Eukaryota, Viridiplantae, Streptophyta, Klebsormidiophyceae, Klebsormidiales, Klebsormidiaceae.
GGCCCUGCUGAAUGAUCCUAGGACUGUGCAAUGUGGUGCAAUGCUGCGGAUUCCUCAUUGACAUCAGGCUCAUGCGUUCAAUGGUUGGCUGUGCACCCGUCUCUCCCCUUGGUCAGGUUUGCGCACCGCAAGUUAUAGUGGUGGCUCAUGCAGCCGGCUGGCAUUGAGGCGAUCAUUUGUACCUGUUGAUUAUGGUGGGCCGUGGCUGGUGGGCUGCGCUGUGCACCGGGAGCCAAGCGGGCGCCGCCACUCUGAGCCGCUCUUGUAGACCUGGGCUGUGGUUUGUGCGUGAGGCCUGCCCCGAUGCUGCUGUGCCGGAUCUUUGCAGUCCAGCCAACAUGGUCCGGAACGGCCUGGUUGAAACGGAAGAGGUGGCAGAACGAUGCACUGAUGCUGCACCAGCAAUGGACAAUGGUCGCAGGUGCAGGCGCCCAGCUGCAGGGCGAGGGGCGCUCUUGUUCUCAACUGCAUCCGGAGAGGACAUGCAGGCGUCCCAAUUGUGGCUGCGUAGAGCAUCUAGUUGCAUGUUUUCGUAUGCUCCAGUUUGCGAGGCAUCAGCCGGUGUGCGAAAGCAGGGCUUCCAUUCCACCCCACCCGUCGCAGCCAAGCCCAAGAAGGCAAACACUGGAUCGGGGCAGACAGAAGACAAAAAGAAAAAGGUGAACAACAAGGGUUCUCACAAGAAGCAGAAGAGGAUGGAGGCCAAGGCCAAACUUAAUGAGUGGCGGGACUGGUGCAACGGCCAGACCUCCACAGACCAAGGUUUCACCUACAUCUUCAGUGGCGGCCAAGCGUUCUUCACCUCCGAGGUGUUUAAUGCUUCUCAAAGGAGGCGCGCCCGCCAAUCGCGGCGUGAUCGGGAUGCCCAGUGGUCUGCGGCGUGGGAACAGUGGGAGCCCGGCAGCUCUCGCACAUAUGCCAAGACCUGGGUUGACAUGGACCUUGACGACUUUUGGGAGAAGGUGUUCGGGGGACAGCACUUUGGAGAGGAGGAGGAGGAGGACAUAGGUCGAGAACAGCGGUCACGCAAGGCGCGUUCUCGAUCACGAGGAGGCUGCAACGGCCUACGAUGCCUUGAAAACGGGGGCAUACAGCUAGUGAGUUGUAUGCACCUAGAUGAGAUUGCCUGCUCCUGUGUACACAUUGAUGAAGUCUACUGA